AUGUGGGAGCUGUGCUUGCAGUCUCAUUUGGAACAGCAACCUCUUACGCCUUACUUAACUGCACUGUGGCUUCACACCAUCUCCCAGUCGAUUAAAUCCGAAAAGUAUUUCGAGCGUUCUGAAGUAGAUGAAGCCGAUACAGAGGUUGUUGAUGAUGGGGAUAUCGAUUACCGGAGCGUACCGUAUCUAAGAAAUCCCAAUUAUGACGGUUGGUUUGACAUUGAUCGGCCUCGACUGCAACUUGGUCACUGCGCUCUGGCGGUCGCAAGCGCCAUUGAGCGACAGGCCCUGGUGCUUUUCUCUGACACCCUCAUUCUUGACCUGAAGGAAGUCGCUCCGAGUCUUUCCCUGCUUGGAUUCGCUCUUGUGGAGGAUGCUAAUCGACUCCUGACAUUCGCCAAAACCGUUAGUGAAUCUUCUGGGCUUUCCAACUGCAUAGACCAAGAAGUCCUUUCGGCAGUUGAAAGGCUGAUUGAGUCAAGUGAUCGCCGAUCGGAUGACUCGGAAGUAAAACGGGGCGAACCUACGCUCCUGACGGAAUCAGAUGUCAAUUUGACUCUGAAAACCUUCAAGGAACUGGUGGCGAAAUUUCCACCUACAAAGAAGUCCUUCCAUGAUACCGUGGCGAGUCUCGUUUCCAUCAUCUCCAAAGACGCCGAGAUCCUGAAAGCUGAGCAGGCUCGGGUCCAUGAACUCUAUACCAGCUUUGAGACCACUCGGGAGGAGAUCUGGAGAACCGAAGUGGAGCGCAUGCGUCGUCGCGAGGUCCUGUCCUCGGUGAAGAGUCGUCUCCGCGAACUAGCAGACGAGGAGGAGCGCCUGACGUACUUCGACCACACCAAGGAGAUCGAGCACAAGGCCUGGUUGGCACCUCGCACCCGCAAAGAGCGCUCCUGGUCUCGUAUGAAGGAGUGGAAGAAAGAUCUACGCAAUUACCAACAGAAGCGGCAGGGUGGACGAGAGGCCGUCGAAAAUGUCUGA
This is a messenger RNA of Mesocestoides corti, 981 nucleotides long. The record is from the annotation of a GenBank genome assembly. Lineage: Eukaryota; Metazoa; Platyhelminthes; Cestoda; Cyclophyllidea; Mesocestoididae.